AUGAGCGAAUUUACGGACCAAUCACGUACGGGAUUACAGUUAGGUCUCCCGCGGACUCAGACCUGUGACCUAUUCAUGGCGUCGAAAAAGCCGCAGAGUAGCGCUGUUAAAGCUCUCCAGAAAGAGUUGUUGGAACUCAAUGCGACCCCAGUAGAGGGGUUCAAAGUUAAUAUAUCUUCAGUUGAGAACAUGUUUGUAUGGGAUGUUGCAAUAUUUGGGCCCCCGAAGACGCUCUAUGAAGGAGGCUAUUUCAAGGCUCGUCUUUUCUUCCCACCUGAUUAUCCCUAUAGUCCGCCCUCCAUGCAGUUCCUCACUAAGAUGUUUCACCCCAACAUCUAUGCUGAUGGCGAAGUUUGCAUAUCCAUUCUGCAUUCACCAGGUGAGGAUCCUCAGAGUGACGAGCUCGCUUCUGAACGGUGGAAUCCGACCCAAAAUGUCCGGACAAUUCUUUUAAGCGUAAUUUCUCUCCUGAACGAGCCAAACAUACACUCAGCUGCUCAUGUGGACGCCUCUAUUUCGUACAGAAAGUGGAAAGAAUCGAACGGCAAGGAGAACGAGUUCGAACAGAUAGUCAGUGAACAUACUGAACUGGGUACAAGCGAUUACAUGGGGCGGGUUAGUUGCAAUAUGACAUCAAAGUCCUCCGAGGUUCACAUGUAUUCAGAAGAAAAGAGAGCGUUCAGCUGUAGCACCCUUCCGGUGCCUAGCUGCCAUGCCACCCGAAGGAAGCACGAGGGCUGGGAUACUGCCAGGUUGCCCGAGCCUAGACAGGGGAAGUCGAGUGGCGGAGGUCGGAUUCGAAACACGGACCUCCCGAGCAAUAACCGCCGAAUAACUGUACCAACUGUGGCGCGUGCCAUCUCGUUAAAUUUCGGAGCCGAGCCAAAUGGCGCCACAACCCCGAUCGAAACCGUUCAUUUUGUUAAAAUACGCGACAUCACCACCAGAGACGGUAAAAUCAGUGUCGACACUAAUGCUUCACUGCCGUACAACCAUAAAGUUCAUCUAAUUGUAUUUGAAGCCUUGGAGUUGAAAGAAGAAAAUAGUAGUGCCUACGCCUCCGAGCGCUCAGUCAGGCAAUCUAGAAAGAAACUAACAGCACGAACGCCACUGACAUCGAUCAACCGCUAUUUCUUGCAAUGUCUUCAGCCGAGCGCUGGGAGGUCCACGGGGACUUCAUCCUGGAAUGCGUGA
Molecule: messenger RNA, 1194 nt
Organism: Opisthorchis viverrini
Lineage: Eukaryota; Metazoa; Platyhelminthes; Trematoda; Opisthorchiida; Opisthorchiidae
Exons: 7
Coding region: 1-1194 (397 amino acids)
Biological process (GO): ubiquitin-dependent protein catabolic process; protein polyubiquitination
Molecular function (GO): ubiquitin conjugating enzyme activity
Source: RefSeq, a predicted model, not a curated record